CUUUAAAACAAGAUUUUGACUACAUUGCGGACCUAAAGCUUAUCUCAACCAAAUCAAUCAUGGUGAAAUCUGUAAGGAUAUGUCAACAUGGUUAGGGAGUUGAAGGCAACCAGAACGAACGUUAAUGUGAUGAUGAGUUCACUUAAAAAGGAUCGGAUAGAACAGUGGUGAUCUGUUAUCCAGUCUUUUUUUCUUUCCAUCCUUGGAUUUGUGUACGAUUGAUCCUUAUCAAACAACUGUUGAAUAGGCAGUUCAGCUAGCCGCUAUCAACAAUUAAAGAGUCUCACAAGUAGGAGGAACCGUGAACAAGUGGGAUAUAUCCUAUAAUCCUAAUGUCAAUUUUGACCUGACCUGUUUUACCCAAAUUGUUUGGUCUAAUUUGGGGUGGAUCCGACCCGCUCCGUAGGCAGGGUGGGGCGGGCAUGGGUACUCUUAUCGACUCGACCUGUUCUAACCAGCCCCAUUCGCGACCCGUUCUUGCCUAAAUUACUUGUAAUCUUAGUCAAAUUACUUAGAAUUUUCCUUUUAUUACAUCAUAUUUUAACUAUAAUAAAGUUGUAAAUUAGUGAAAACCUCAAUUUUUCCAAUAAUUUAACUACUCUUAUCAUAAUAUUGUUUGUUUUCUUGGUCUUAUAAUAAAAAUAACGAAUAUUACUAAUGUUUUUUUUAUAUAAAUUGCAUACUCAUUGGGUCGACUUGCCCCGACCCGCAACCCAUGAUAAAUUACCCGACCUGCCACGGGUGGGUCUGGGUACCAAAAAAACCCACCCCGGACCAGCCCAGUGCCAUUCCUAUGGUUGCUAGCCCUUUGUUCUCAAUUCAUAUCUCCAGUUUUGAUAUUUCUUGUGAGACAAGGUGAUGAUACUGAUAGCUAAAGCACAAAGCUGGAAGUAUUAAUUCAAUUUUUCCAGCUGGGGAUUGUGGAGGAAAAAGCCAAUCUUAGUAGCACAGUCUGUUUACAUACGCUAUAACCCCUCAACUACUUCCUGUAUUCCAUUAUAUUGUUGUCCUUUUUUGCCAUAGAAGAAGAAGAAGAAGGAAGACUUAAAACAAAAUAGAGAGACUGAACCGUUUUGAAAGUUUGAAUUCUGACCCAGUUUCUCAUUCAAUGAAGAAUUUAAAGCAGCUUGAUGGGUUUCCAACUACACCACCAAAAGCCAAAGUUGGUGCUCGCAUUUACUUCUUGCCAACCACCUCCCUCUCUCCUUACUUGCAUAUAAUCCUCUGUCCCCUAAGCACAUCCUUUGAAGCUGCACAAACCAGUAAGUAAGUAAGUAAGUAAACAGUAACGUUGGAGAAGCUCCAGAAUCAUCAUGGCUAGAGAGAGGGAUCUGCUGUCCACAGAGAUCGUCAACCGUGGGAUCGAGUCUUCAGGUCCCAACGCAGGCUCCCUGACGUUCUCUGUUAGGGUUAGGAGGAGGCUGCCUGAUUUUCUCCAGUCAGUGAACCUCAAGUAUGUGAGGCUGGGUUACCAUUACCUCAUCAAUCACGCCAUCUACUUGGCCACCAUUCCUGUUCUGGUGCUUGUGUUCAGUGCUGAGGUUGGAAGCCUCAGCAGGGAAGAGCUGUGGAGGAAGCUGUGGGAGGAUGCUCGCUAUGACCUCGCGACUGUGCUUGCUUUCUUUGGCGUUUUGGUCUUCACGCUCUCUGUCUACUUCAUGUCUCGCCCCAGGUCCAUUUAUCUCGUCGAUUUUGCCUGCUACAAGCCUCAUGAUGAUCUCAAGGUGACCAAGGAUGAGUUCAUAGACUUGGCUCGCAGGACGGGCAAGUUCGACGAGGCAAGCUUGGAAUUCCAGAAGAGAAUUCUGCAUUCCUCAGGGAUUGGGGACGAGACCUACAUUCCCAAAGCUGUCAUGGCUCAGGAGAACUGCGCGACGAUGAAAGAGGGUCGCGCAGAAGCUUCAAUGGUGAUGUUUGGUGCACUCGACGAGCUGUUUGAGAAGACGAGGAUCAGGCCCAAGGACGUUGGCGUCCUGGUGGUGAACUGCAGCAUCUUCAACCCGACGCCGUCCCUCUCGGCCAUGAUCAUCAACCACUACAAGAUGAGGGGCAACAUCCUGAGCUACAAUCUGGGAGGAAUGGGCUGCAGUGCCGGGAUCAUAGCCAUGGACCUGGCUCGCGACAUGCUCCAGGCCAACCCGAAUAGCUACGCCGUGGUGGUUAGUACGGAGAUGGUUGGAUACAAUUGGUACUCUGGCAAGGACCGGUCGAUGCUCAUCCCCAACUGCUUUUUCAGGAUGGGUUGCUCUGCGAUCCUCUUGUCGAAUCGCAGGCGCGACUACACGCGUUCGAAGUACCGUCUCGAACACAUAGUUCGAACCCACAAAGGUGCCGAUGAUCGCAGUUUCAGGUGUAUUUACCAAGAAGAGGAUGAAGAGAAGCACAAGGGGCUGAAAGUGAGCAAAGAUCUGGUUGAAAUAGGAGGAGAAGCCUUGAAAGCCAACAUCACCACUCUAGGUCCUCUGGUGCUGCCAUUCUCAGAGCAGCUCCUCUUCUUUGCAACCCUUGUGUGGGGCUACUUGUUUGGUAAUAACCAGAAGAAGCACAAAGGCAGUGGCAGUGGAGGAGGUCAUCCAUCGUUAGCAGCAGCGGCGUCUUCUUCGAAGCCAUACAUCCCGGACUACAAGCUGGCGUUCGAGCACUUCUGCGUCCACGCUGCGAGCAAGACGGUGCUGGAUGAGCUGCAGAGGAACCUGGAGCUGAGCGACAAGAACGUCGAGGCGUCGAGGAUGACGCUGCACAGGUUUGGGAACACGUCGAGCAGCAGCAUAUGGUACGAGCUGGCGUACCUGGAAGCGAAAGAGAUGGUGAGGAGAGGGGACAGGGUGUGGCAGCUGUCGUUCGGGUCCGGUUUCAAGUGCAACAGCGUGGUGUGGAAGGCAAUGAGGCGGGUGAAGAAACCUGCAAGGAAUCCAUGGCUUGAUUGCCUUGACAGGUAUCCUUUCCAAGCUUAGAAAUAGCAAGCUGGUGAGGAGGGGGGGAAAAUUGCAUGUGACAAUUACUGCAUCAAAGCAUAUUCUUGAGAAGGGCACACUCACACACAUGGGUUUGGAUUCGGUUUUCUUUUCAAAGUAGACUUGUUAUGAGCAAUUAAAGCUUGCAGCUCUUUGUUUUUUUCUUCUUCUUCUUUUUCCGUUGUUGGUUUAUGUACCUUGGGUUUGGAUUUAAAACAGGCAGUGGAGGGUAUUUAGCAAAAGGAGGAACCUGCCCUUCUGGAUAUAUCUAUGAAAAAAUCCAAUUUUAAAGUGAUAGGGUGAUCUUGCAUUUUGGGAGGAACUGUAACUUUAAUUGGGUGCUUCAUUCAAGGUUAAAAAAAAAGUUAGGCAUAAGGCGAGCGUUGAGACACUGUUUAGCGCCUAGCAUGCUUAGGUGUUGCCUAGGCGUGCCUAACCGUUAGAUGUUAAAGUAACAACAUAUCUCACACUUGUCUGGAAUCACAAGUUUGUGAACCAAUAUUAUCACAUGUACCUCUCAUUUCUAAAUCUUCAUCAACAACACUUGAUAAAGUGUAAAAUACAGCGUGGGGAAAUGAUAAAGGAAGAAACAACCCGAUCCUUUUAAAAACCCAAAUCCAUAACUCGAACCAAAAUUGGGUUCUCCGGAGCAACCCAAACCAUGUUUAAAAGUCAAACAAAAAACAACAAUGAUAAUGUUUAAUAAUCUCAGGUGAAAUGCCCUAAACACUUGGGUGACUUCAAUCCAAAAGCAACAAAACACAAUCCUUGAGUUUCCCCGUAUACUCAUAAAGACAUGAAAUAGAGACAGAUAUGAUAAAAAAGGUCUCAUCUCGUUACCCCGAUCCUUCUAACAUCUUCAAAUUUGUCGCGGCUGCUCUCCUCGAGUAACCUCCUCUUGAUGGGUACAUCCUCUUCCCCUCUCUACACUGAAGGGGUCAAUCUCGUCGUUACUUUUUAAGGUCUUUGCCCUAAGAAAAACCUUAUUAACACAUUAUUUGAAAUUUUCUUCCUAGCACGAAAACCAAUCUCGCUUUCUGGCCUUAAAUAAUCAUUUCUUUCUAGCUUAUUAAAGAUCUCAUCUCUACUUCUAUGUUGAACUCAUAUAAGUUCUCUACUUCUAUCUCCGACUCCUAUACACGACUUUAGGAACCACCGCUACGUCUCGCCGUUCGGUGUCCCUACCUUGGCAAUGGUACUGCGUUACGUAUCGUCUUCCAGUAGCAACUCAAAUCCUCGAUCAACUGCUGCGUUGCGUAUCGCCAUCCAGUUGUGAUCCGAACAUUUACCGCGCCCAAUAGUGGCCCAACCGCUCGGGGCUUCAUCUUACCACUAACCAUACAUUACAAACAUACAUUCUCAUACAUAGCAAAACGCGUUCCUCCAUCUUAAGUAGGCGGUGGGAUGCCUCACACACAUAAUCGCGCAUAACUAAAAAUUUUACGAAACUACUAUAAGUAAAUGCAUAAACUAAAGGACCUCGAGAGAGAUUUUACCCCCUUGACACUCACCUUAAAAAGAUAACACAUUGAUUUUUUACUCGACAAAGUUCCUCCUUAGCCGUAUUAUCUCGGGAAACCUAUUAAUAAGAAGUUCAUUUUCUUAUACGACCUUUCUCGAUUUAAAACCCCUUUUUAUCUACCAGAGCCCCCUCUCCUCAAAGUCCCACCCUCAAAACUCUUUUCAAUGAUCUCUUAACCCCCUUUAAAAAUUUUCUAAAAAUAAUUCCUUCAUAAACCGACCCUUUUCUAAUUAAUUCCGCCUUGGGCGAAUUUUUCACCUAACUUGAACAUUUUUAAGAAUUCAGAUAAUAAUUUUCCCAUGUCUAGCAUGAGAACAUAUAUCCUGAAAAAUUAUCAGAUCCUCGAAAACUACUCAACAUUAUUUUUAUUUAAUUAAAAUCAACCUUUGAAAAUUUUCUAAAAAUAGUAAUUCAUCUUCAAAAAUCCCCAAAUUAAAUCAAAGGUAUCUC
Messenger RNA from Linum trigynum, 4926 nucleotides. The record is from the annotation of a GenBank genome assembly. NCBI's taxonomy places the organism in Eukaryota, Viridiplantae, Streptophyta, Magnoliopsida, Malpighiales, Linaceae.